UUCACAUGAGCACAGGUCAGACGCAGAGUCUCACCCAGCGCUCACAGAGGGACCAACACAGACUCCUGACAGCUCUCACUCUAAGUGGGAUUUACAUGAAUUUGACAAACUACCACUGAAGACAACUUUUUGUUUCGCUGCUGAAGUUCACCUUUACUCUGUGAAGAAAUGCCUCAAUCCAGGUGCACAACAGGAAGCAGUUUAGCACAAGUUCUUCGUUCGGGAGCUUCCUAUUUCCAUGAAUACCACAUGCAGGAUGUUCUGGUUUCCCUCCUUCAAUGAACAAAGACCAACCUGCACAAAGCAAUACAAGUAAUAAUCCUCCAAGAUGGCCGUCGCUUCAAUCUAUGUUACACAGGAGCCAGAAGCUGGCUCGGUUGAGGUGAACAUAUGUAUGCUGGAGAUGAAUAUCAAGUAUGAAGUCAUCUCAUCCGUUGUCUGCUCUGUUUGCCUCUCAUUCGGCCUCAUCUAUACGUUUUUCGGAUACCGCUGCUUCAAGAUGGUCAUGUUCUUCUCUGGCUUCAUGUUUGGCUCGACAACCGUUGUCUUGUUGCAACACAAGGAGCCCGCCUUGAACGCCCGGCUGGGGUCAGAGACAAAGGCAGGGAUCGGCCUUGGUGUGGGUGUUCUCUGCGGCCUCAUGACCAUGCUGGUGUCCACAAUGGGACUCCUCCUCAGCGGGCUGCAGCUUGGGAGCCUGUUCUCCCUCGCCAUCCUGGUGGUCAUCGCACAGUUUCACAGCCUUACUCCAGUGUGGGUGCCUCUCACUGCUGUGCUGGCCGCCAGCAUCGUCGCUGCUCUCUUCACUCUCCAGUGGCAGAAACUGUUCACCAUUAUCCACACAUCUGUGUUUGGAGCCGCCGCUGUGAUGCUAUGUGUGGAUUACCUGGUGGGGACAUUUACGCUGCCAGAUCUGGUGUAUGAUAUGUUUUGCCAAGUUGCCCCACGUCAACUCUGCUGGUUUAACUGGGCGAUCGCUGGGAUCUGGCCUUUUAUGGGUCUGAUAGGUGGGUUGGUGCAGUGGAGGUUUACUGCCAAUGGAGUAUCACACAGAGAAGCUUCACACAAAAAAUACAGGAAACAUGUUAACAAGCACAGUUAUAGGGAGUCAAGGAGAAGACCUCAACCACAUCGUCGACGCAGGCCUCCACCGUUGAAACGCUACGCUGGGGACGUCCUGGCGCCAAGUUAUCUCCAGAGCUUUCAGGAGCACCAGAUGGGAACGGGCUCCUCCUCCAGCAGCAGCGGCAGCACCAUCACACAUACUCUAAUUGACUUUGACUUUGAGACGGGCUCAAUGGUGCCUCUGACUGCUGCCACACCUGUCUACACAGUCUGAAGGAACACAGCAUCAGAUGUCUGAUACAUGCACAUAUCUAAUAAUUCAACAUUUAUUUUAAAUCUUCACUUAAUACAGACGCAAUUCAACCUUUUUUUUGCUAUUGUAAAUCCACUUUAACGAGCUUCCUCAGAUAAUCAUCAACAUGCUCACGGUGACAUUUCAGAUUCUCUGAGAUCAUCCACAAAAUGAUGACACAACAUGCACAGUCAUCAGACUUGUGAUCAUUGCUUCCUUAGAACAGUUUGAUCUCACCGAGCGGUUUUCUUUCACAGGAUGGGAUAAUAAUCAAAUACUACGUAACAUUGUGUCUAGAUAAGUUUGUGUUGUAAGUUGAAGUUUAAGUAUUACAGUUAUAGACAACAAAUUAAUUCCAACAUAUGUAAUUAAAUUAAGAAUAUACAUCGGGAAAAUGGUGAAUGUUUUUACAAUAAACCUAUAAACUAGUGAUUUGACUUGAAUUGGACAGGUUGAUUGUAUGCUGUUUUGGUGUAUUGUCUUAAAUAAAUGUUAAAGUAAAAAUGUGUAAGAAAUAAAACAACAACAAACAAAAACAGCCACGGUGCACAAAAGUGGCAUUAAGACUACCAAAUAAUGGUAAAUGCCAAAUAAUAAAAAACAUAAACGUAAAAACAGGCAUGAGUAGAGAAGAGUCAAUGGCAGUUACUCAAGUUUGCUUACAUAAGCUCACAUUACUUCUCAUAAGCAACGGGUCAUACCCAAAUAGCUACCUAUAUAGCCUCAUUCUGUAACUUGGUACUUCAAUCUACUAAAUAAUAUUUGCAAGUUUUUUAGCAAACAUUAGCCAGCAAUAUCGCUGUGAGAAGUCCUAUGGGUAUUUACAGAAUAAACUGUUAACUUUGGUUAGAAAAAUCUUCAUGAACGUCUAGAAGAAACAAACAGAGAGCUGGUGGUUACGUAAAAAUCCCAAUGGCUCUUUAUCGAGGGAACUAGUGUGAUGCUAACUUCUGGGGUUGGCCUACAAAAACACGUCAUCACUGAAGCAGUCUAUAGACCUCCAUGUCAAAAAGCCAAACUUCACAGCAGAAAUAAACCUGCAACAAAAAGUUGUUUUGAUCUCUCUAACAAAUAUACUAUUAUGACAACUGUACAUUUUGUACACAUUUUUAAUUAGGAUCGAGUAGGUGUUAUUUCAUCUUCAAGUAAUAAUAACUUUUAAGCUCCAAACAUUAGUUAUAAGGCCUUACACACCCAUGAGGCUGUUUUCAAUUACUUUGGCUGAGGUUGAAGUUGGAUAGUAAACAAGUAUUCAUUUUUAUUUGAUUAGUUUGUUUGAAAAGUAUAAUUCCACAUGUCAAACUAUAAAAUUCAAUAAUUUAAACUGCUGGGAUAUUUGGACAGAACAAAGCCAUCAUUAAUGUCAUUACUAACACCUGUGGUUUUCCCACUAUAAGUCAAAAUGUUUGCUUAGAAAAAAAGGCCUAUGGAUAGAAUACUAUGUAUUAAUAGUUUCAGGAUUAUUUCAGGAAUAUAACAUAUUGUAGAUGCCUAAUUAGUGGAUAACUUGUCUUAUUUUUUUUGCAUGUAUGUUAAUAGCUUCUUUUUGAAUAAUAAUAUAAACAAAAAAAGAAACAUCAAAUCAUGCAAAUAUCUAUUCUGUUGUUGAUUUCAUGCAGACUCUGUCAC
Molecule: messenger RNA, 2986 nt
Organism: Anoplopoma fimbria (sablefish)
Lineage: Eukaryota; Metazoa; Chordata; Actinopteri; Perciformes; Anoplopomatidae
Product: transmembrane protein 198-like
Exons: 5
Coding region: 329-1339 (336 amino acids)
Cellular component (GO): plasma membrane
Source: RefSeq, a predicted model, not a curated record